Molecule: messenger RNA, 903 nt
Organism: Colletotrichum orchidophilum
Lineage: Eukaryota; Fungi; Ascomycota; Sordariomycetes; Glomerellales; Glomerellaceae
Exons: 1
Coding region: 1-903 (300 amino acids)
Source: RefSeq, a predicted model, not a curated record
AUGGUUUACCCUUCAGAUAAACAAAAAGAAGCAGCGUAUUCAUCCACCGAUGACGCAGGCCUGGGAGCCCCUCCAUCCUACGAAGAAGCCGUGCCAAAUGCCGCUCAAGACGCACUACCAGAAUACACCACCCCAUCAAACAAUAACCACCCAGCCGGGUCCUCAUCAUCCACCGCCCUCGCAGCCGCAACGAUCAAAUUUCCGCCCACACUAAACUGCUAUUUCCAAUGGGCCUUUACGCGAACCUUUAUCCUCGGCCCCUCCAACGAAGAGAAGCUCUUCGCAGCGUCGCUGCACUCGGGCUUCCGCACCAAAAGGAGGGAAAUCAACCUCCACGACGGGCCCUCGGACAAGCACCCCGUCCUCGCGACGAUCGGUAAGCCGUGGACCGCCAAGACCCAGACCUCUGCGACGAUCACAAUCCCGCCCCGGCCAGAACGCGGCGAUACGACAGCAUUCGAGACGGAGAUUAGCGGCGUCCCGUUCAGCCUGGACCAGACGGCCGCGCGCGUCUUCUCGAUCGCCGUCGGGGGCAAGCAGACGGGGACGGAGCCGAGGACCGAGAGGUUCCAGUGGAGGAACAGCCGGGGCGGGGAGGUCUCUGAGCUCGCUCACGGGGGCACCUACGGGUGGAAGCUGGUGCGGUUGUCCGACGUGGCUGCCGGCGCCGGCGUCGGCGCCGCUGGCGGGAGCCGACGGGAGAGGGACGCCGGGUUCACCAGCGAUGGCCACGAGAUUGUCGCGGUCCUGUCGACGAACUUUAAGAGUUUGACCAAGGGGUUGAAGUUUUCAUUUGCCGGGUCGGGUUUGACGGGUACGUUGGGGGAGAAAUGGGAAAUUGUCACGGUCGCGACCGCGUUGUGGACCUGGUAUGCCCACAUAGAGGGCAGCGAGCAUGCAUGA